This is a messenger RNA of Thlaspi arvense, 3757 nucleotides long. The record is from the annotation of a GenBank genome assembly. Lineage: Eukaryota; Viridiplantae; Streptophyta; Magnoliopsida; Brassicales; Brassicaceae.
UUGACAUUGAUUUUGACAAAGAAUUUUGUCAAAAGACAGGGAGGCAAAUAAAACUUUAUUAAAAAUAAAAAAAAAACAACGGAAAAAGUAUUCGGUGUGGAUUUAUUCCCCCUUCACCGUCUCGGUAGCAGACAGAUAUUUUGCGAUAUAAAAAGACUCCGGUCACUGCCGCCGGUGAGGAAACUUAUAAACCCAAAGCUCUCUCUCUCUCACUGUCCUUCUUCGUCUUCCUCCAUCUUCGAUCCGUUGUUUUACCAGGCGCGUGAGGACUAAAGAGACCGAGAACCAUGGGUAACGGAAACUCAACGGAGACGAAAGAGUCGCGCCGAUCAAAGAUGCGACAGAAGCUUCAAAACCUUGGCAGCCACCGCCGUCUUCGUCGCCCAGGGUCCGGCAGCGUCUCCGGAUUGGCCAGCCAGAGAUCAGUGAGCCAAGAGGAUUUCGCCGGGAUUGCUCUUCUCACUCUCCUCGGCGCGGAGAUGAAGUUCAAGGACAAGUGGCUCGCCUGUGUUUCCUUCGGAGAACAGACAUUCCGUACGGAAAUUACAGAUUCUACGGAUAAGCCGAUUUGGAACUCGCAAAAGAAACUCCUCCUGGAGAAAAAUGGACCAAGUCUGGCUAGGAUCUCUGUAUUUGAGACCAAUAGGCUCUUGAAGAACAAUAUCAUCGGUUAUUGCGAGCUUGAUCUACUUGAAUUUGUAGUGCAGGAACCUGACUCUACUUGCAAGUCAUUUGACCUGUUGGAUCCGGCCUCAUCUAAUGUUGUUGGCAACAUCUUCAUUUCGUGCUCCGUUGAGGAUCCUGUUGAAACCGAGACAUGUUUUGCGAAGCGUAUUUUGUCCAUAGUGGACUAUGAUGAAGAUGGACAUCUCUCAUUCUCAGAGUUCUCUGAUCUGAUGAAUGCUUUUGGGAAUCUAGUUGCUGCUAAUAAGAAAGAAGAGUUGUUUAAAGCCGCUGACCUUAAUGGAGAUGGCGCUGUUACGAUUGAUGAGUUGGCUGCGCUUCUUGCCGUUCAACAAGAACACGAGCCAAUUAUAAAUAGUUGUCCGGUUUGUGGUGAGGCUCUUCAAAUCUCUGACAAGCUCAACGCAAUGAUCCAUAUGACUCUCUGUUUUGACGAAGGAACUGGUAAUCAAACGAUGACCGGAGGGUUCUUGACUGAUAGGCAGGCUUCAUAUGGAUGGAUGUUCAAACUAAGUGAAUGGACUCAUCUAUCAACUUAUGAUGUUGGUUUGAAUACUGGGUCAAGUGCUUCACAUAUCGUGGUUAUUGAUCGGAAGACUAAGAGGCUCGUAGAAGAGUUGAUUGAUUCAAAGAUUGUUAUGUCGAUGAGAGCUAUUUACCAGUCAAAAAUUGGACUUCGGCUUAUGGACCAAGGAGCAAAAGAGAUUUUGCAGAACCUUUCUGAGAAGCAGGGGAAGAAGAUGAACUCAGUUGAAUCUGCCCAAAAUAUACCCAGCUUUCUAGAGUUCUUCAAGGAUCAAAUAAACAUGGCUGAAGUCAAGUAUCCUCUGGACCAUUUUAAGACGUUCAAUGAAUUCUUCAUACGGGAGUUAAAGCCUGGUGCAAGACCAGUUGCAUGCGUGGAACGGGAUGAUGUUGCUGUAUCUGCUGCUGAUUGUCGAUUAAUGGCAUUUCAAACGGUGGAUGAUAGCACACGGUUCUGGAUCAAGGGCCGGAAGUUCUCAAUUAAAGGCCUUCUUGGGAAGGAUGUGCAUUCGGAUGCUUUCCUUGAUGGAUCUUUGGCGAUAUUCCGAUUGGCUCCGCAGGACUAUCAUCGUUUCCAUUCUCCUGUCUCUGGCGUCAUUGAAAAGUUUGUCAAUGUUUCUGGAAGCCUAUAUACAGUUAAUCCGAUUGCAGUCAAUAGCAAGUACUGUAAUGUGUUCACUGAGAAUAAACGGACCGUCGUAAUUAUAUCAACAGCCGAGUUUGGAAAGGUCGCAUUUGUUGCGAUUGGAGCAACAAUGGUUGGUAGCAUCACAUUUGUUAGACAGGAGGGAGACCAUGUGAAGAAAGGGGACGAGCUUGGUUACUUCUCAUUUGGUGGAAGCACAGUUAUAUGCGUCUUUGAAAAGGACUCGAUUAAGAUUGAUGAGGAUCUCUUAGCUAACAGCGCUAGGUCCUUGGAGACAUUAGUUACUGUCGGAAUGCAACUAGGUGUCUCCUUUCCAAAGCUGGAAAACCUUUCUCUUGAAUCCUGAACUGCUCCAAACUAUGUGUGUGAGUUAGUACAGAACCUACGGAUUAUCUGCUUUGGUUUGGUCUGGCUUGAUUUUUUUAAAAUUUUCUCUUUUCCAUCACAAGCUCAAGUCCUCUUUGUUUGAUACACAAUGACUUUGCUCUGUAUAUACAACACCAGUAUGUCCGGGCAUUGAUACUUGUUAAUAUUUUAUUGUGUUUUGUUUUUUAUAAGCGGUUUUGCUAGUUGACAAUCUUACAUGCAAAUAUGGUUAAACACAUGUCUUUCUUUAUAUCUGUCGUAAUGUAAAUGCAUUCUCUGUAACUCUCGUUCUUUCUUUUUCUCCUCUCUCUCUCGCUCUCCCUUUGUAAUCUAGUUCUCUGUUGAGCUGAAUCUACUAAAAGCACAAAUGGUGUGGACAAAGGCUAAGGUUAGUCUUGCUUUGUCUCUGGUAACGGUUUUUCUCGGCGUCUCUCUUGCUGAUCUCAAAGUCGGGUUUUACUCGAAUACAUGUCCGCAAGCUGAGGCAAUCGUUAGCACUGUCGUCUCACGAGCUGCUCUUUCCGACCUUAACCUCCCAGCCAUACUUCUACGGCUCCAUUUCCAUGACUGCUUUGUCGAGGGAUGUGACGGCUCGAUCCUCGUGGACAACGGAGAAAUCUCUGAGAAGAAUGCAUUCGGGCAUGAAGGUGUUAGAGGAUUUGACAUAGUAGAAACCGUCAAAGCCGAGCUUGAAGCUGCAUGCCCCGGUGUUGUCUCGUGCUCAGACAUUGUUGCCCUGGCUGCACGUGAUGCCAUAUCUUUGGCGAAUGGACCGGCGUAUGAUGUGCCAACUGGGCGGAGAGACGGUCGGGUUUCGAACUUAUCGCUGGCUAAGGACAUGCCGGAUGUGAGUGACUCGAUUGAGAUACUUAAGGCUAAAUUCAUGCAGAAGGGACUCAACGCUAAAGAACUCGUCCUUCUCAGUGCUGCUCACACUAUUGGAACAACGGCCUGCUUCUUCAUGACCAAACGCCUCUACAAUUUCUUACCCGGCGGCCAACCCGACCCGACCAUCAAUCCGGUAUUUCUACCCGAAUUAACCACUCGGUGCCCACAAAACGGUGACAUAAACAUCCGGUUACCAAUGGACCGGACCACUGACCGGCUAUUCGACAAGCAGAUUCUGCAGAAUAUAAAGGAUGGUUUCGCCGUGCUUCAGACCGACGCGGGACUCUACGAGGAUGUAACGACCCGACGGGUCGUGGAUUCCUAUGUUGGGUUUCAAAAUCUGCUCUUUGGCCCAUCGUUCGAAUCCGAUUUCGUAAAGGCAAUAGUGAAGAUGGGGAAGAUUCAGGUGAAGACUGGCUUUCAAGGGGAGGUUCGACGAGUUUGCUCGGCUUUCAAUUGAAAGAGUGUGCAGUAACAAUCCUAGUAUACUGUAUCUAUGCAUGAAGACUGUUUAUAUUUAUGCAUGAUGUCAUUUUGCGAGACAAUAUGAUCGGAAAAAAAGAUAUGUAACAGUACGGUUUUGACUUUUGAGUAUGUUCGUAUAUAAAGAAGAAAUUUAAAUAAUAUUCAAAUUGCUAUGUAUAUAUU